AUGGAACUAUUUCGUCAACGUUUACUUCAAAGUACAACAAAACAAUCUGAUUUAAUUGAUAUAUUUUCAGUUAUUGAUCGAGAUCAUUCUGGUCGCAUAACAUUUGAAGAAUUUCGUGCAGCAAUUAAAUCUCUUCAACUUGGAAUAAAAAAUGAUCAAGAAAUAAAAAAUCUUUUUCGUCAAUUUGAUACAACAAAUAAUGGACAAAUUGAUCUAAAUGAAUUUCUUCAACAAGUACGACCAGCUAUGAAUGAACGACGUCAAAAAACUGUUUUAAAUUUAUUUAAUUCUUUGGAUGUUGAUAACGAUGGAACAUUAACAAUGCUCGAUCUUAAAACAAAAUAUGCUGCACAAAUCAAAGCUAAUAAGAAAAAAACAGAUCAAGCUGUCAACCAGGCACUUCAAAAUUUUUUAAAUAAAUUCGAUACACGUGGUCAAGAGGAUGGUAUCAUUGACAAAGAAGAAUUUCUCGGAUUCUGUUCAAUGCUUAGUGCUACAGUCAAAGAUGAUGUCUACUUUGAAUAUGUACUUCGAACAUUAUUUGAUUUUCGUCUCUAA
Molecule: messenger RNA, 558 nt
Organism: Rotaria sordida
Lineage: Eukaryota; Metazoa; Rotifera; Eurotatoria; Philodinida; Philodinidae
Source: the annotation of a GenBank genome assembly